This is a messenger RNA of Rhineura floridana, 1876 nucleotides long. Its product is annotated as collagen alpha-1(XX) chain-like. The transcript has 14 exons. Lineage: Eukaryota; Metazoa; Chordata; Lepidosauria; Squamata; Rhineuridae. The record is from RefSeq and is a predicted model, not a curated record. Bases 83 to 1876 code for a protein of 597 amino acids. Gene Ontology annotation, molecular function: protein binding.
GAAUGUAUUCAGAUUCUUUGCACCCUCCCAGCCAGCUUCAGGAAGAACCUCACUCAUUGAAAGACUCCAGGUCAUCAUCAUCAUGCUGGCUCAUGGUUAUGUCUGGAUUUUCUGCAUAAUGCUUGCAAAUCACAUCACGUUACAGGUGUGUGGUCAAGGCUCGAACCGGUUGAAGCUUACAGUCCUCUCAGAAGACAGGUUGCAGAUGAAAUGGAAAGGAACGGAAGGAAACACCCACGGGUACAAAGUUCGGGUGAAGCCCAUGGCAGGUGACUCUGAGCAGGAGGUCAUGCUGAAAACUAGGAUGGCAAAAGCCACGGUAGGAGGGCUGAGUCCCACAAAGGAGUAUACCCUGAAGAUCUACAUCCUCAAUGGUUCUCAGGAGGCCCUCUUUGUCAAGAGGAAAUUUGUGAUUGAAGAGCUGAAAAACCUCUCCCAAGCUACAAGUAACAGAAGACACCCAACGGGUGCCCCAGAAAAGAUGGAGACAUCUCUAGGAACCCCAGCGGCUGAAUACAUCCUGGAGACUGAAGCCACUUCGCUGGCUACCACCAGCGAAACAUCAAUUGGGAUAAGAAGGGAUGACCUAGACAAGAAAAGGCAAAAGGGAGUAAUUUCUAAAGAGGUGAGCAAAUACAUGCCAUAUGUCGAACCGACUGUGAUGCUAAGAGCACUGACAACCAUGAAGACAACUCUGUCAAGGCCAGUGGAAUUUGAAAUGGACUAUCUGGCUGAAGAGAAGACAUCCAUAGAAGGCUCAAGGAGAGUUUCUCACUUUCAAUGUGACACCUCUGCAAGGACUGAUAUCAUCCUUCUUGUUGACGGCUCCUGGAGCAUCGGGCGCAACAAUUUUGGACUCAUCAGAGAAUUCCUAGCUGGUUUGGUUGCACCUUUCAACAUUGCUCAGGACAAGAUAAGAGUGGGCUUGUCCCAGUACAGCAGUGACCCACGCACAGAAUGGGAUCUGAAUACAUACUCCACACGGGAUGAGGUGUUAGAGGCCCUUAGGAGCUUGCAGUAUAAAGGAGGCAACACAUUCACAGGACUAGCACUGACCCAUGUCCUAGAACAGAAUCUGAAACCUGAAGCUGGUACUCGAUCAGAUGCUCCCAAACUGAUCAUUCUGUUGACUGAUGGCAAAUCUCAGGAUGAUGCCAGUCCAUCUGCCCAGACGUUGAAAGACAUGGGAAUAGAGAUAUUUGCAGUUGGGGUCAAAAAUGCGGAUGAGGCAGAGUUGCGCCACGUGGCCUCUGAACCAUUGGAGCUGAUGGUGUACAAUGUGUUGGAUUUCCCUCUGCUCAGUUCUCUGGUCGGGCGGCUUACCCAAGUCCUAUGCUCCCGGAUCAAGGAGAAGAAUAAGGACAAGAACACAGGUGAUGACUCUGUAAAAGCCAUUCCAGUGAAUACCAGCACUCAUCUAAGCCCAACCAAUCUUGCUAUAAAGGAGGUGACUUCCAGAAGUAUGCGCCUCAUCUGGACACCACCAGUGAUGCCAGCAAAAAAAUACAGGGUAGUCUACUACCCGUCUAGGGGUGGGAUUCCCAAAGAGGUCGUUUUAGAUGGGACAGCCUCGGGUGUGCAACUCCUCAACUUGACAUCCCACACAGAAUAUCUGGUUUCGGUGUUUCCUAUUUAUGAGAAUGUUGUUGGAGAUGGGCUCAGAGGCAUCACCUCAACAUUACCUCUCUCUGCCCCUGGGUCCCUCCGAGUGUCUGAAAUCAGCCACAACAGCAUAAGACUGACCUGGGAGCCAGCAGAUGGUGCUACUCAGUAUCUGGUUCUUUGCUCCUCAGCACCCAACGGGGCAGAAGAUGACACUAAAGAGCUCAUUCACACAAGCAAAUCAUCACUAGAUGCUGCAGUCAUCAGAUGGUGA